AUGGCUAUCUCCAACGAUAAGGUCACAACGGACCUCUCCAACCACGCCGAGAAUAUCCAGCCUGUCACGCCAAAGGCUGAUGUUUAUAUCCCGGCAGAGUUCAGCGAGGUUGACAAUGGAGAGAUCGCAAUCGAGGCCCUUGGAGGCACAGUUCACGACCUUCCACCAGGAUACUAUCGCAGUUUCAACUUCAUCGGUACCAUCCUGGCUCUUUGUCUGGGCCAGAUUUGUUGCUAUUUCGGCUUCGUCUUGCCUGCAAACGUCCUCGGCAUCAUCAACGACGAUAUCGGACCCAAUCCAAACUACGUGUGGACUGCCAUGAUCUGGAACUUGACGCAAGCAGUCGCCUUCGUCUUGGUGGGACGCCUAUCUGAUCUGCUUGGAAGACGCUGGUUCUUAAUUAUUGGCAACUGCAUCGGACUCAUCGGCGCCAUUGUUGCAUGCACCGCUCGUUCCAUCCCUGUGCUCAUCGUGGGGAGUGCCCUGCUCGGCAUCGCUGCUGGUGUGCAGUUGUCCUUCGGAAUGGUGAUUGGCGAGCUGAUCCCGAAUAAAUACCGUGGGUUCGGAAUUGCCUCCAUCUUCGUGGCCGCACUCCCAGUCACGGCCUUCGGUCCCGUCAUUAUUCGAUCCAUGAUCCUUCACACCGCCGCAGGCUGGAGAUGGAGCUUCUACAUCAAUAUCAUCAUCAACGCCAUCGUUAUCAUCCUCUUCUACGUUUGCUACCACCCACCAACCUACGAGAUGCUUCACGCCCGACGUCAGAAGCAUGUGCCGAGAUGGAAGAUGGUAGACGUCGUGGGCGUGAUACUAUUCACUGCCGGUCUGCUCGUGUUGCUGCUCGGAAUCUCCUGGGGAGGUGCUAUCUACCCCUGGAAAUCAGGAAAAGUGAUUGGUUUCAUCGUCGGUGGUGCAGCCCUCCUGGUCAUUCUGGUUUUAUGGGAGAUCUGGGGCGCUGGCGAAUAUCCCCUGAUUCCAAUGAGAUUAUUUCGGAACCGUCACUACGUCGGCGUCAUCAUCACCGCGUCUGUGGGCUCCAUGGUCUACUAUUCCCUGCUGGUUCUCUGGCCUGUUCAGAUAACGGUGUUGUACGAGACUACCAUUAUGGGUGUAGGAUGGAAGAGUUGCGUUGUUGCCGCUGCUGCGCUCAUCGGUCAAGGAUUGUGCGGUCUUUUGGUCAAGGUUCUGGGGAAACAUAAAUUGCAGAUGGUGGUUUCCGUGAGCAUUUUGACGGCCUUUACCGGCGCCAUGGCUGCUACUACCCCGUCAACUCCCACCAUGGCCGUCCUGUUCAUCUUCUUUGCCUCCCUAUCGCUGGGCUAUGUUGAAACCGUCGCCCUCACAAUCGGACCAUUCUGUUUGAAGCAGGAAGAUCUCGGCCUUGCCCUUGGCCUGCUAGGUGCGACACGUUCGACUCUCGCAACCACCGCGCAGGCAGUUUUCUCAGCCAUUCUCAACAACGAGCUCCUCACAAAAAUUCCGAAAUAUGUCAUUCCGGCGGCCUUGGAUGCCGGAUUGCCAGAGUCAUCGACCACGGCACUGCUGGAAGGUCUUGCCGCCGGCAAUUUCUCCGCGGUACCGGAUAUUACGCCGGCAAUCAUUGCUGCCACAGUGGACGGGAACAAGGAGGCUUACUCCCAAAGUUUCAAAAUUGUCUAUCUGGCAGCAAUUGCCUUUGGCGUUUGUGGCAUUAUCGCGGCUCUUAAUGCACCAAACUCAGACUCCAAGUUCACAGACAUUGUUCCGAGGAAGCUGCAUGGGCAGAAGUUGGACGCAAAACUUACUGAAAAGGAGAUUGCUGCAAAUGAGGUUUAG
Messenger RNA from Phialemonium atrogriseum, 1812 nucleotides. Its product is annotated as fungal trichothecene efflux pump. The coding region runs from base 1 to 1812 and encodes 603 amino acids. The record is from RefSeq and is a predicted model, not a curated record. Gene Ontology annotation, biological process: transmembrane transport. The transcript has 4 exons. Lineage: Eukaryota; Fungi; Ascomycota; Sordariomycetes; Cephalothecales; Cephalothecaceae. Gene Ontology annotation, molecular function: transmembrane transporter activity. Gene Ontology annotation, cellular component: plasma membrane.